Messenger RNA from Acaulospora colombiana, 2449 nucleotides. Lineage: Eukaryota; Fungi; Glomeromycota; Glomeromycetes; Diversisporales; Acaulosporaceae. The record is from the annotation of a GenBank genome assembly.
GGUCCAAGAAGAAGCUGCAAAGGCCCGACAAGAGGCAGAAGAACGGGAACGCCUGCGUAAGCAAGAAGAGGAGGAGGCUCGUUUACUCCUCAUCGAACAAGAGGAACAACGUCUAAAGGCCCUUGCUCAGCAACUAGAAGACGAAGGAAAACGUCUGAAAGAAGAGCAAGAGGCUGCCAAAAGGCGAGAAGAGGAAGAGAGACUCCGAAGAGAAGCGGAGGAGAAUGAGAGAAAGGAACAAGAUCGUCUCCGACGUGAAGAGACCGAAAGAGAGGCCGAAAAACAGCGACAAGAGAGCGAACGAAUCAAGCUAGAAAUGCAAGAGAUCGAACGCAUUCAGGAGGAGCAACGCCUUCGAGAGUUGGAACAACAAGAAGCUGCAAGAAAGCUCGAGGAAGAGGCAAUGCGUUUAAAGGCAGCCGAAGCCGAGGCCAUCGCUCGUCGAGAACAAGAGCAACAAGAAGCUGCAAGAAAGCUCGAGGAAGAGGCAAUGCGUUUAAAGGCAGCUGAAGCCGAGGCCAUCGCUCGUCGAGAACAAGAGCAACAAGAAAUGUUCAGAAAAGCGGAAGAAAAAGUUGCUCAAGAACAGGAGGAGCGCCGUCUUGCAGAAAUGGAACAGGAACUCGUAGUCCAGCCUGACCAGGAACUUCACUCCCCAGCACCAUCUCCGUUAAUUGAUGAGGAUAGCGCCGACCCUAAUGAAGACGGCCUUUUCGAUACUAUCGAUAGCCUAAGGAAUCGUCUUCGAUCAAUGAGCCUCGAAGAUCGGGCAAAUCCUUCUCCUCAUUCUUCCCAUGCCACACUCCUCCCUAGUGCGCCACAAGUUGCUCAUUUUCAGUCUGUCUACGCCGAAAUUUGUGAAUCCGCUGAUGGUUUACCUCGCGAUUAUAAAAACACGAAUGCCAAAACCGCUUUCGAGUCACUAAACUCAGAGAUUCAAGAAUCUAAAUCACCCCUGGAUAGAUGCCAGGAACUCGCUUGGCUGUCAACAAAAAUAUCGGACUCUGAUGCUGCCUUGAGUGACUUACUGGAACACGUCGAUGGGUAUCCAGUAGCACCAGUGAGCGACCUACAGUCGAACCACAUAUCUGAUCCAAAGAACCCACCUGAAGAGCAACUGUCGGCACGUGUUGCCUUCACAAACGAUUUACUGAGUAGCCUGGAUGUAAUGAUCGAUUCUCUUCCACGAGAUUCACGUGUUACUUCCGAGCGCGAGCGACUGGAACAGACAUGGUCGGAACUACAGGAGAUGGCUACAGAUCGAAUCACAAACAAAUCUAGGCCAAGUACGGCCAGUGGCCAUGGGCGCUCUUCAAGUCGAACCAGUAGCUUAUCUGCUAGUAGUGCAUCAUCGGCAGCAUCUAACCCAUCCUCGGCGGCCCUUAAGAAACCUAUGCCGAAAACUCCCUCCCAGAAAAAGUCACGUGGUAAUAUAGGUCUCGGGCCUAGUCCACGACCAAGCUUAUUGUCGCCUCUCAAUACCCCGAAGCCUCCAUCAAGCAGGGCGAUUUCCGUAGCCUUGUCAAGUCGCAAAGACCGCGAGCCAAAGCUUAUUAAAAAGAGAUCCGUUUCAGGACCACUUGUGAGCCCUAAUUCGUCCGUGCAUAGGUCCACAUACUCGUCUCGUCAGCGUACAUCAAGUACCACGUCCAAUGCUGAACCAGAAACACCAACUAAACCCUCAUUCAAGCCGCCGCUCUCACCAUAUAAAACACCAAAGCCGCUCAGAGCAAUAUCUCCCAACCCUUCGGAGGCAUCAAGUAACCACUCAAAGCAACGAUCAGCGUCUCAGUCGCUAAAAUCCAAGCUCUCAUUCAGCCAAACCCCUCGUCCCGUCAUUCCCAAGCCGCCUGUACGAAAACCAUAUGUCGCCAACCCGAAGAACAAGUUGGACGUCGCUGUUGGUAACAUUGUCAACAAAAUGGAGGUCGCAGUUCCUAUUCAGGCGGUAGCAUCCAGCAGUUGGGAAGACAAAAGUGGAAAAUAUUGGAUUGGGGAUGAUGAAGACGCCAAAUUAUGUUUCUGCCGUAUUCUACGGUCACAAACUGUUAUGGUGAGAGUCGGUGGAGGUUGGUGCGAGUUGUCAAAGUUCCUUCGAGAUCACUUUGCCCAUCUCGUUGAGCAAAUUCCGGAGGCGCCCAGCAUGGGAACUAAAGACAUAAAAUGGAUUAGCUCCUCAACGUUGGGUGGUAACAAAGAUGGUGAACAAUCUUCAAACCCCUUCGAGAUAGGGCCACCCAGAACACCUGAACCCAAAGGUCCUCUUCCUGCGGUUCUUUUGCACACACCCAGUGGAACUAGCCCCCGAUCUGUCCAUUCUAGUGGCUCACCUGGCUCACCUUUGGCACCUUUACAAUUCAUCCGUAAAGCAGAAGAAUCUCCCAUCCGUUCCUCAACACCUACCCACCGAUUAGCCAAGAGCACCACUGCGCGAACGCCUUCUCGAGUU